AUGGCGACUGCGACCGAAUUACAAGCUUCCGCGCAGCUCGGGGAGGCCAUUGUGGCCUUUGCCGUUGAGGGCAGUUUCCCUGACGAACAGGUGUCUUCCUUGUCGCUAUCAUCUUCCGAUCUGUCACCAGCUAUUCAGGCCCUGGAGAAAGCGAAAGGGGAGUUGGAGUCCGAGAUCCAUACCAUCAACGAGGAGACAAAGGGCGAUGUGAGCUCAUGGGUGAGCAAUGCGAAGUCUUUACAAGAGGACAUCCUGCGAUCGAAGAGGUUGGCCGAUGAUAUUGUACGACAAUCCGAGGCUCCGCAAGUCUCUGGCAAGGCCAUUAAAGACGCCGAAGACCAAGUACAUUUCCUUGAGAGGGAGGUGUUGUACACCCAGCAACUACACGAGGCGUUGAGGGGCAUCCAACAUGUCAAUGAACUUCUGGGCGAGGUCGAGCAGGCGAUGAACGAGCGACGCAUCAUAGAUUCUCUCCGUUGGCUGGAAAAAUCAUGGACCGAACUGGAUGCUGUGCCUAUCAACAAAAAGACUUGUAGAGUGAUGAGACUACUAGACCUACGCGCCUUCGAGCUCAAGUCGAGCGUCCACGAUGUUUUUGACCACGUAUGGGGCUCUCUCGUCCAUACGGACGCGGAAACGGGCUCCCUUUCGAUUUAUGAGAGACUAGAUGGCGAGCAGAUGACUCUCUCCGAAGCCAUCAUUGGUCUUCAAGCGUACAAGGAGGUCGAGGACAGGAUGUCCCAACUGUGGCACGAAAUUGACAAGGCUAUCGUCUCUCCGAGGAUGGACUCCGAGGCUUCUUCUCUUCCCUCGAUCCGGGCAAGCGAGAAUGUGAUUGACUUAGACGGCGAGGCUGGUCGAUCAAUAGACGAGCUCUUCAAAGAUCUCGAGAAACUGGUCGAAUUCUUGGCCAGAAGACUGACACCGGAUCUUUCGAUGUUUUUCAGCCCUAUUAUGAUGAGCGAUCUAGUCCCCAGGCUCAUCAGGGUCUGGCUGGAUAACGCUGUUCCGUCGACGUUGAAAGACAUUGACCGAUUCCAAGCUGUUAUUCAGUCUGCAAGGGGCUUCUGUGACGUUCUUGAGACUAAUGGCUUCACGGGCUUCACGGAACUGAAAGAAUGGGUAGGAAGCGCACCAUCAAUAUGGCUCGCAAAAUGCAGAGAAACAGCGCUCGACUCGGUUCGCAGCCAGCUCUCGAAUGGUCUUGGGGCAUCGAGACAGGUUGAGAAAGUGGAAAAGCAAAUGGUCUCUCGGUCGGAGGGCAAGGAGUUGGCCGCGAACAACGCAGCUGCCGGAGCUGCGACGGAUGAUGAUUGGGGCGCUGCAUGGGGAGUCGACGACGAAGAUGAACCUGCAGAAACUAACGAUACCACCGCACAAAGCCAAGAGGAAGAUGACGGCGCAGACGCCUGGGGCUGGGACGAUGAUGACAAGGGUGCGGAGAACAAGGAGGAAAAUCCCAAAGCUUCGAAAGAAGCAGAACCUCCCGCAGAUGAGGAGGACGACGCUGCUGAUGCCUGGGGCUGGGGAGACGACGACGCGACAAACCCAGCACCGGAACCUGAACCAAAAUUGCCAUCCAAGAAGGCUCCCGCGAGGAAGGAAAAAGGAGCCACUCCUGCGGAAGAUGAGAGCAGGGAGAUGGUUCUGAAAGAAACCUACCACAUCUCCUCCAUGCCAGAGCCAGUUCUGGAGCUCAUUUUGGCCAUACUGGAGGACGGCGCGGCUCUCACACAACCAGAGUACGAGAGUAGUCCUGUCGCGGCGGCUGCACCGGGACUUUUCAGCUUACCAACGUUUGCGUUGGCUAUGUUCAGAGCUGUCUCGCCGCACUACUAUGGGCUAGACAUUGGCGGAAAUAUGUUUCUCUACAACGACGCCAUGUACUUGUCUGAGAAGCUAGCCGACCUGGCUUCAACGUGGAAAUCUCGUGGAGACUUGACGACACGUACUCAAAACAUGCUACGCAUAGACAACGACAUCAAGAGCCUGCAGAACUUUGCUACCCGUGCAUACACCAACGAGCUCGGAUUGCAGAAAACGGUCCUGCGAGAUGUACUAGGAGGCGAUCAAAGUGUGAUGCAACAGGAUGAACUGGACAGCUGCGUGGACUCGGCAGUAGCGCGGGUUAGAUCCCUGGCUGUGACGUGGGAGUCGAUUCUCGCGCGCUCCGUCUGGUACCAGGCUGUAGGGUCUCUCGCAGAUGCCAUCUCAUCCAAAAUCAUCGCCGACGUGAUGGACACAUCGUCCAUUGGCCAGGACGACGCCUACCGGAUUGCGCAGCUCAUCGCAAAGGUGACGGAGCUGGACGACCUCUUCCUCCCGUCGAGGACGGCGCCCGCGUCGGGUUCCGGCAAGGACGAGAUCCCGACAACGGCGCAGUACGCGGCAACGUGGCUCCGGCUCAAGUACCUGAGCGAAGUGCUCCAGUCCAACCUUAACGAGGUUAAGUACCUCUGGUGCGACAGCGAGCUCAGCCUGUACUUUACCGCGGACGAGGUGGUCGACCUCAUCGAAGCUAGCUUCGACGCCAACCCGCGGAUGAGGGAGACCAUCCGGGCGAUUCGGGAGAACCCCAAUCCCGUGCUCGCCUAG
Messenger RNA from Colletotrichum karsti, 2595 nucleotides. RefSeq names its product is centromere binding protein at prophase. Gene Ontology annotation, biological process: mitotic spindle assembly checkpoint signaling; endoplasmic reticulum to Golgi vesicle-mediated transport. The record is from RefSeq and is a predicted model, not a curated record. Bases 1 to 2595 code for a protein of 864 amino acids. NCBI's taxonomy places the organism in Eukaryota, Fungi, Ascomycota, Sordariomycetes, Glomerellales, Glomerellaceae. The transcript has 9 exons. Gene Ontology annotation, cellular component: RZZ complex.